This is a messenger RNA of Nerophis ophidion (straightnose pipefish), 2209 nucleotides long. It is a transcript of the gene angptl8, whose product is annotated as angiopoietin like 8. Lineage: Eukaryota; Metazoa; Chordata; Actinopteri; Syngnathiformes; Syngnathidae. The transcript is spliced from 4 exons. The record is from RefSeq and is a predicted model, not a curated record. Gene Ontology annotation, biological process: regulation of lipid metabolic process; triglyceride homeostasis. The coding region runs from base 42 to 599 and encodes 185 amino acids.
UGCUCAUCCAGUUUGAUGAGCAGAACCAAGCGAUCAGGACGAUGUGGGGCCUGUGCUUGCUUUGUGCGCUCGCGGGGCUCACACCUGUCCACGCCGCCCCCGUCAAGACGGCGGGCAGGACGGAGGACGUCAACGUGCUCAUGUUCGGCGUCAUUCAGUUCGGCGAGUCCCUCAACUACGUCUUCGAAACCACCGAGGCCAAGAUAGCUAGGAUCGGCAAAACUCUGAAUGGCCACGAGGGUGCGCUGAGGCGGCUCGGGGAGCAGACCGAGCGGGCGGCGGAGGUGGAGAAGCAGAUCAAGGAAGUGAUAGCGCUGCUGCAGGACCAGAUUAGCAAGCAGCAAGCUGAAACCAAGAUGACAGAAGGUCAGCUGGCCCACAUUCAGCAAGAAGAGAUGGCGCUUUGGACCAAAGUAAGAAGACUGGAGACAUAUGUGAAGAGCACGUCACCCACCAGCAUCAAGGAUCUGCAGGAGAGAACUGCCUUGAAUGCCAGUAUCUUGACAGGUCUGCAGCAUUUGAUGCAGUUUCAAAAACAGAAAAUGGAGAAGCACAACCGACAGAUCUUAACAUUGCAGAAGAUGAGUGAAGCUUUAUGAAGUAAGCCACACAAUGAACAUUGUCAGCACUGGACCCUCCAAGCACUCCCUUUCACCUGUGCAAUGCUGCACACAGCACAUUGUUCUUUAUUUGCCUUGAUGCAACUUACACUACAGCCCUUUCUCCUGCAACACAUCUGUAGUGCCUCUCUUAAGCAUUAUUUUUCAACAUUUAAUUAUCAAAUCUUAUUUCAUUAUGACACAACAUAUCUUGUUAUUUCGGCAUGUUUUGUAUUUACAGUACAUAUUGUACAUCUUUGUAAUUAAAGGCCUGAAUAAGCUUUCCUUCACACAGACUAAAGAACUAAAUCAGGGGUCGGCAACCUUUACCUCUCAAAGAGCCAUUUGGACCCGUUUCACAAACCAAAGAAAACAAUGGGAGCCACAAAACUCUUUUGAAAUUUAAAAUGAAAUAACACUGUCUAAUCACCCUCUUAUUCCCACAAUUUCUCCUUUUUUUCUCUUUCUAUCCCCUCCUUGUUUUGGCCCGGCUGCACCAAAUGAUAAUAUUUAUACAUUUAAUAAAGUCAAAUUUAAAUAAGACAACAAGAGAAGUAUCCUACACUUCUCUUUUGUAAAGUAAAUGUGACCAGCCGAUAUGGGCAUCUACAUCUACAUCUACAUCUACAUCAACUAUAUGAUUUGCCUGAGAAGCUGGACAGGACAAAAAUAAAAUAAAAUAAACAACACUUCAUAUAAAGUUGUUUUUUUGCUUUGUGCUAUGUAUAAACAAACUAUUAUGGGUUACAUUUAUGAAACCAAUGAACGACUGCAGAGAAAAUGAAAUAACAUUUCUGCAUCCAACAAAAUGUUUUUAACUCCGAAAAAGAGGUCGGGUUGAAGGUUAAGUAAAAUACUUCAUGUCUAUUUAAGUCCUCCUUGUAGUAAAGAAAAAAACUAAACGCCGAACUUAAAUGACCCCCUGGCAGAGAACCAAAAAUGCCGUCCUCUCUCUCUGUGCUGUCAUCCUUUUACUGGCGCCGUGCAGUCAGCUGCCAACUUAAAUAAUAAAAUGUCUGUUUCACUGAACAAUGACAAAAUGUGAAUAUAUGCAAAAUUAUAGGAAAUUAGAAUAUUGAUCAUACUUGGUCAAUGUGAUUUCUGCUCCUGAACCACAGCCCACAGCGUCUCCACAUCGUCACCUUUAUCUUCACACAGGAUUGUAAAGUCUCAUCUGGGAGGCGUGUGCCAUGUUUGUUUUUAAUAAAGUUCAUGUUGGAGAACACCUGCUCACAUGCAUAUGUGGAUCCAAAGAUCGCCAGGACUCCAAGUGCAUACUUUUUCAUGUCCACAUAAGAGUCUAGCGUUCCGAGUUUGUCUGGUUUGGGGAGCUUUUCAAUAUCACACCAUUUGUGAUUCUGAGCAAGAACGGCCUUCUGGCGUGAAACAUCUUCAAGGUCUGCUGUUAGGCGCUUUAACUUGGUCACCCGCUUGUCUUUGUCGGCGUGUCCGUCCUGCAGCAGCUGGCGGCUGGAUGUGGGCGUGUCCCAAGGUUUGACAAGCAGAGUGCAAGCAUGAGGGCAUUGUAGCCGUGACAAGCUGAGCCGCAUCAGAGUGAUCAAAGAGCUGCAUGCAACUGUGGAGCCGCGGGUUGCCCACCCCUGAACUAA